This is a messenger RNA of Sphaeroforma arctica JP610, 1403 nucleotides long. RefSeq lists its product as hypothetical. NCBI's taxonomy places the organism in Eukaryota, Ichthyosporea, Ichthyophonida. The annotation marks the transcript as partial. The transcript is spliced from 6 exons. Gene Ontology annotation, molecular function: protein phosphatase binding; protein phosphatase regulator activity. The record is from RefSeq and is a predicted model, not a curated record. Gene Ontology annotation, cellular component: cytosol; nucleus.
CUUUCGUCAAGCUCUUCCCCAAACUUCUGAGAAAGCGGAUAUGCUUUCCAAUCUCUCCCAUCUGGCCACCAGACAACCUCCGUUUAUUUAUAUUGUGUGUGAACCAGACCGCACCCAGUCUCACGUAUCUGUUAGUACAUAAGUGCACAAUUUGUGGAUUGCGUUACAUGCAGUAGGCAGGUGGAACCUGAGCGCGUAUGCAGCUCAGCCUUAUAUAGACUCGAUUCUAGAUAUUUAUAUAUAUAUAUAUAUAUAUAUAUAUAUAUCACUGCUUAUGGGCAGUGUGAAGCCUAGGUAACACCACGACGCAAUUCAAUUGAGCCAAAAUGUUUUGGCAGUUUGGAUUCCACGAUUCAUCAACAAUUGAUGCUCUCCUUGAGAAGGAGAAUGUGACGCUCAAAGAGGUUCUGGAUGAAUCGACUGUAAUUCAGGAGACCAAAGGGCAGAACAAGCAGCUUAUAGAGUUCUUGCUGAAGCCUGAAAACUUUACGGAGUUGAUGGAAAUGAUCACUGUCAGUCCUGGGGAAGACGAACCGUUGGAAAUCAGAUACAAAUACCCCAGUGUGGCAUGCGAUGUUUUAUCGUCCGAGGUGAAGCCCAUUUGCGCCGCGUUUUUCGACGCGUCUGAUCGGCUAGAAACGCUGUGGUCGUGUUUCCAACGGCCCCUGCCCAUGCAUCCGCUGGAAGCGUCGUUUAUCACGCGCGUGCUAAUUGCGCUGGUACAAAAGCAGCCCAAUGAGAUGAGCGCGUUUAUCCGCGCCAAGGGAAGCGAGGGCAUCAUCGAUGUCCUGCGGCAUUUGGGUACCAAUGGAGUGCUUGAAUUUGUCAAGAAACUGAUGAACAGUCACGUCAGUUCGGAGAACAAUGAGAUACAACAGUGGUUGUCCCAGUGCGAUUUCGUGGGCACGAUUGUAUCUAUGCUACACGGAGUGGAUCCCAACCUUGUAGCGACAUUCGAUUACGGCACAACGGACGAGGAAGUGAUUGUCAUGACCAUCGCAAAUGCCAGAGAUCUGCUGCUGGAUAUGGUCAACGUCCGCGAAGAACUCAGCAUAGGUCAGUAUGAAGAUACCACCCCCAUGCAGCUGUUGGGCGAGUUGACCAUGCCGCUCACCCUCAAGACACUGACCGACGUCACAUUCCGGGAUCCCGGUUUACUGCCAGGCUCGUUCUCACAGUGCACCAUCGCCGACGGUGUGAAUACUGAGCAAGCGGAUAGUACGCUCGAGGCUAUGGUAGACGACACGGGUAAGGAGAAGGCAGCGGACGAGAGUGCAGAGAAAGAGAGUGCUGAGGCAUCCGGGGAUUUAGUAAUGAUUAGUGCGGGCGAGGGUGUGUCACCCACGGUCAAUGUGGGGGUCGAGGCCGGCAUGACUAUCAUAGAAAAGGUCAUACAUAGGUAU